UUUUCAAUCCAAAAUUGAAAAUUAAAAUAACUUGAAGUGAAGAGAAUUUUGAAGCUUUCUUCUGAGAAUUCUUGUUGUGGCUGUUUUAGUCGAUCGAGAUUUUUCAGUGAUUAGAGAUGGAACAUGCACAACAGACCUUAAAUACUCUCCAAAGACACACAGAACAUUCAACAAGAAACCAAAACCACCUUCCUCAACGACUUAUCUGCCGAUCUAUCUCCCCACUAAACACCCUAAUACACCCUUCCCCUCCCUCUAACUUCACAUCGAUCCCUCCCCAGAAUCCUCUCUUUGGCUCUCUCCUACUGCCAGCUUCUCUGCUGCAUCAAUCUGGUCCUUACCAUAACCCCACUGGUCCCCAUCCUCAAAUUCUGAGCUCUCAUCGUAUCAAUUUUUAA
This is a messenger RNA of Moneuplotes crassus, 398 nucleotides long. The record is from the annotation of a GenBank genome assembly. NCBI's taxonomy places the organism in Eukaryota, Ciliophora, Spirotrichea, Euplotida, Euplotidae.